This is a messenger RNA of Colletotrichum acutatum, 1305 nucleotides long. RefSeq lists its product as uncharacterized. The coding region runs from base 1 to 1305 and encodes 434 amino acids. NCBI's taxonomy places the organism in Eukaryota, Fungi, Ascomycota, Sordariomycetes, Glomerellales, Glomerellaceae. The transcript has 3 exons. The record is from RefSeq and is a predicted model, not a curated record.
AUGGACCAGCACUACGACGAAGAGGAGCGCAAGCGCCUGGAGUACUACUGGGCAGACAGAGACAGAAUGGCUGGUGCUUACCAGUACGUCCCGCCCGAUGAAGCGUACCCAGCCGAAGCUCUGGCGGAUCACAACGACAUCGAGGAUCCCCGUCUUCACGACAACUACCACGAUGCUGCUCAAGGCGCCCACGAGAAUCCGUUCCAUGUCGAGCCCCUGGGCCAGAACUUCAUGCCUCUCCAGCGACCCGACCACGCUUUCGAGGCACCGGUCAACCAGCAGGGCCAGAAUGAUGCCAUCCAAGCCGAGCACUAUCCUCCCAUCGACCCCGAGCUCGAGAUCCAGGCCUUGAUUGCAGUUCAGGCGGCCGGAAACCCUCUCAACGAUCCUCACGUUGCUCACGGGGGCAAUCCCGCGCAUCCGAACUUCGGCGACCCUCUUCCCGAUUACAUCUACGAUGUUCAAGCUAGUGCUAUGAACAUACAGCCAGGUGACGCCGGCCAGAUCGACAACCUACUCCAGGAUGGCUUCAACCUCCCGUACCUUGACUUGGGCCCGGUCGCUGCAACCCCCGCCGAGUUUGGCGAUCCCGCGAUGUUCGUUCAAGAGUACGAGCAAUGGCAGCAUUACAACAACCAGGUACACGAGCAGUAUGGUCAGCAAAUGGUCGACAUGCAGGCGCAGCUCCAGUACCAUCAGAACGAGCACGGCGAGGACCAGGAACACCAACACAUGCCGAACCAGCAGUACCCGCAGCACGAUGGAUAUCAUAUCCAUGAACAGGGCCACCACAGCCAAGAUUUGCACCAGCAGCAUGAUCACCAUGCCCACCAGGACCACGCCUUCGAUCAGCCCCAGCAGAAACAGAAUCAUCAUGACGAUAACGAGGAUGUCUCUCCCCAGCAAGACGACGCCCAGAACGCCGCCGCCGCUCUCAACCCGCUCGCACAGGACAAUAACCCUCAACCCGCCGCCAACGUUCAGGCUCCUCAGGCCAGACAUGGAAGACGGUCGCAUACGAGAACCAUCGCAGGUUCCCAAUUCAACGACGGAACGCCCGACCCCAACCCCGACUACUAUGGCCUGGCAAAGGUCUCUCCGAGACCCCCUUGCCGGGAGCUCCCGAGAAUGGUGAAGGGCGCCCAGAAGGUCGUAAUUCAGUGCAACCGGUGCAACAAGAUUCUCUCGCGCAAAGAUGAGAUGCGCUGGCAUCUCCGCCGCGACCAUUAUGGCAAAGAGUACGGAGAUGAGGGGUUCCAUAUCGAGAAGGGCCGCCAGCAGGCCCUUCUCGAUUGCCCUAAAUAA